CUCAGAUGAAUGUCAGGUGCUCGACCAAAUUAUUCCACACUUUCAGCCGAUGGUUGUUCGAGUUUGAAUAAAAAUAUCCUCCACACUGCUGGUUACAACGAGUAUUUCAUCACCAAGACGUGCCUCGCGUUUUGUUGUAUAACUCUCCAACACGAGCUCCAUCCUCUCUGCGUCUCUCCGCGAGCUCUGUAGGCGUGUAGAUGUGAUUGCAUCAACACUGCGGACGUCUGGGAAUCGCAGGCACGCACAUGCCGAGCAGACAGCUGGGAUUAGAAACUCUCGCUCGGCUCUCGUCUUCAUAUCCUGUCUUCGGCAGGCCCACUUAGCAGCGUCAGUGGGUGUCUUCACAUUUGUUUAUCGAUGCGUCGAGCUUAAGACCAGAGCAGAGCAGCAGUUCCCAAAACGGUAGUAAUCCUGUGAUCCUGUGAUUGUGGCUUGGAACAGUGUUAUCAUCCAGGUUGACUGGAUCGACCCCCAUAUCCAGCAGAACAUCUGUGGUGGAAGUCUGAUAUUCUUCCUUAAGGUCUUUCAGCCUGUCCUUGUCCGGAAACGUGGAAAGAGCAUCUUCGAGGAUCCCUUCAUCACCCGAAACGCAGCGAUCCCCCGCAGAAAAACCUCUUCACAAAAGACUUCUGUGUGGCGUAAACAUGAGUGUAGGAAGCGGAGUCCAUCCCAGAGGCGAGGUCACUCCUCAGCUUAAACGUCCUGCUUUAUCCUGGGGAGUGAAGAUCAGGAAGAAGGUGAAGACCAUGGCUCCGUUUCUUGGCAAAUUCAGGCCGCUGGUGGGACAAUGCUGCCAUCAGUGCACCCCAGAGAGUCUGGGUCGGAAACUGCUGCAGAACGCUCCUUCUCUCGGCUUCCAGAACCUUCUAGACGUGAAAGAAACACACACCAGGUACAGAGGAUGGCUGGUAAGAAGAGUGUGUUGUGUGCUGUUUGUCUGCAGCCGGAAAGUGGACGCCGGUCCUGCUGGAGACAGACUGCUGAGGAUCUGCAGCACAGACAGGGUGAAGCGGGUCCUGACUCCCCCGAGCAGUGUGAAAGAGUGUGUAGAAGACACCCCAGGGAUUCUGACUCUCACCGAGGCUUUUCAGUCUCCGACUCUGAUACGGUUGGUGGGCUGGUUGCUCUUGCGCGUCUUCUCUCUGAUGUUCUGCAGCGUGCAGGUGAACCUCACCCAGAUGUCCGCUCUCCAUCGAGCCAAAGACCUGAACAUCCCGCUGGUGUAUGUGUAUGUUCGUCAGGGUGCUGUUGAUCAGGCUUUGAUCUCUCUGACUCUUCUGUGUCACAACCUGAAAGUUCCCUACAGUGUCUAUCCUUCUCGUGUUCACAACAGAUGGAUGAGGGUCAUCCUGCAGAAACUGGGCAUCAUUUUUCUCCCUGAUCACGCAGCCACCGAGCAGGAGGCAGAAACCCACAGCCUGUACUCACCCGUCAUGACCUCGCUGGUUGGCGAGCUGCUGAAGUCGGGUGAGAGUCUCAGCGUGGGCGUUUGUGAGGAGACUGGACGUGGAGGACAGUGGCUUGCUCGGGUCCGUCAGGCUGUGGCCGAGGGCAUAGUGCCGGAUGUGAGCAUGGUGCCAGUGGGUAUCUCGUAUGACUGCCCUCCUUCAUGUCAGUCCACAUGCCUUCAGCCUGGCAUGCUGUCUGUCCUGCGGUUUAUGCUUUCCCUUCUGAGUGCUGAUGAAAGAGGAGGUGUGAGGAUCCAUUUCGCUCAGGCUUUCUCUCUGAAGGAGAUGUGUGACAGUGGGAAAUGUCAUGUGGACAGACGACGCCCCCUACAGGACCUCUUGCUCCCUGCUGUCCUUCACAAUAGGAGGAACACCAUAUUUGGGCAAAAGGAUGUUUCCUGGCUCCUCCCCCCUACUUUUCUACCUGAGCUGUCCCACAGUGAGAGGCAGCUGAGCAUCGCUUUAACACUGCACCUGAUACACUCGGUAACCAGCAGCAUGGCUGUGAUGUCUACCAGCAUCGUGUCCUGUUUGCUCCUCCAUAAACACCGCGGGGGAGUGCGUGUAUCUGUGUUGUGUAGAGAUUUGUGUUGGCUGUUGGAGGAGGUGUUGUUCAGGCACUGUGAUGUUGGAUUUGGAGGCUCUGUGCUCAGUGUGGUGUUUCACGCUCUCUCUGUGCUGCGUCCCCACCUGCUGAUGGCUGCAGCGCCCCCGUCAGGAGAGCCGCUGGUGACCGCUCGGCCCGACCCACACACGCUGCUCACCCUCGGCAGGCACAGCCAGCUUCUCACACACGUCUUCAUCACCGAGGCUGUGGGAGCCUGUGCUGUCUCUGCCUUGCUGUGUGAGGUGGCAGGAUGUGGAGGAGGAGAGAUGGAGUUUGAUGUUGCACUUGGUCAAGAGGAGCUGACUGAAAAAAGCCUACAGCUUACACACCUACUGCCAGCUGGGUAUAUACCACCAUGUCAAACAGCACACAGUUUUGCUCUGGAUGCAGUGGACAGCAUGAUACGCUGUGGGAUUCUCAUCAUGGAAGAGGUACAGCGGGAUGCUCCUGUGUGUGACUUCUGGAAAAGGCAAGGUGUUUUUUCAUGGACUGCUUCAGAUGACCCUGAACUCAGCAGUGAUUCAGAGUGUGAAGAACAGGACACACGCUCAUACAAGUUGAGUCAGCCGUCUCAGUGUCCCGAGCUGCUGUCUUUUCUCUGUCGAUUACUGAGUGUACAGCUGAGGGCGCUUUGCUGGGCUAUAGAGAGCCUGGACCUGCUGCCCUUUCCCCUUACAGAGGCAGCGUGUGUGACUCAACUCCACGCUCACCUGAGGAGCAGAGCACAGCUGGACAAAGUACACUACGAGAGCUCCUCAAUAAAGCUGGUGAGAAUGGCCCUGCGAACCCUGACUGAUUUUGGUGUGCUGAUGGAGGACCGGCUGAGCGAGGCGGUGUAUCUGGAGAUCAGUCCGAUUUUCCUCCAGGCUGAGAACAAACACAAGCUGUUCCAGUUCGUCUCGCAGUUCCUCUACGGCUGAGCGAGGACAAGAGCGUCUCGGCACCGCUUUAGGGUUUAGUUUAAAACGAAACAAAAAAUAUCAGGUAAAUAACACGGAGCAAAGAAUGUAGACUUGAACCCGAGACUGUAAAAAAAACAAAAAAAAAACACUUGUUUGUUGUGUGAGUUGUGAGACUAAUGUACAAUUCAGUUUAUACGGAUUUAGUUCUAGUGCUACAUUUUGUGUUAAAGGGUGGUCAGACUUUGUUUAAAAAAAUGAGUUUGAACCAAUAGGAGAGAGCAGGAUAUUGAUAUGAUUGAUAUGUUUUGAGUUUAAUG
Hemibagrus wyckioides is the source of this 3277-nucleotide messenger RNA. RefSeq names its product glycerol-3-phosphate acyltransferase 2, mitochondrial (gene gpat2). Bases 648 to 2978 code for a protein of 776 amino acids. The record is from RefSeq and is a predicted model, not a curated record. Gene Ontology annotation, cellular component: mitochondrial membrane. Lineage: Eukaryota; Metazoa; Chordata; Actinopteri; Siluriformes; Bagridae. The transcript has 26 exons.